GUGUUCCUUGUUACGUGCCAGCCUUCCCAGUGAGUGCAAUUUCCUUGUUACGUGCUAGCUGCACCUCCUGAUCCGUCCAAGCAAAAACAACUGACUCUGUCCAUGCGUAGCUGCAUGCGCUUUGUGUGCUUGUCUGAACAGCUCGCUCGUUAACCUUUGCCGCGUUAAGAAGCUACGUCGAGCUCAUGCAUAACCACCUCAACAAACUGAUGGAUCGAUGCAUCGCAUGCCUACUCCCUAGCUCCAAAGGAAGCUCGAUCGAUCUAGCUGCGAUGUCCCCGGCACGUACGAGAAACGGAAUCUGUUUGGUGAAACAGGGCGCCGAUCGUGACUAGUGCCCAGCUCGUUCGUUCUUGCCAUCCAUUUCUUCAUCUGCUUCCUCCUGACAUCUCUUCUCACUCGUCGGAGUUGUCAUUUCUUUCUGGGGAUGGAUUGCGACCCGCUUCGUUCCCGAUCCAAAUCCAGAUAAGCUUCAGGGGGGGUAUCCGCGUCAUUUCACACCAACCCAACGUUCUUGCUCAGUUGCUCUGCCUCUAUAUAAGAUCACCACUAAUCACCAUUUCGUGCUCUCGCUUCUUGGCUCCCUUAAUAAUUUAUCAGUCCUAUAAUUUAUUUAUUUUCCGCCUUCUUCUUGACUUAGUACUCCGCUCCGCUCGCUCUUCUUUCCCGACUGUUCCCGAGCCUCGCAAGUCAGAAAUCGGAUUGCUUGCCAGAAUAAGAUUCCGCGCAAGUUCGGAUUGACCAAUCGGGGAUACUCCGGUCUUCUCCCCCGAUUCCCUUGCGGCCCGCGAUCGCGCGCGACGGGAUUUCGUCCUGGGUUUCAGCCGAUUCGGGCCUCCGGGCAUGGAGCGCCGCGGGUUGCUCAGGGCGGCUCUUUUGCUCUGUUUACUUGCUGUUUGCUCCGGGAGAGAACUUACGAGUAAACAUAAUCCCUCCACUACCAUAUACAACUCCACUCUUGCCAAGAUACUUGUGGAGUAUGCUGCAGCAAUCUAUACUGCUGAUUUGACACAAUUGUUUACUUGGACAUGUGCUAGAUGCGGUGACUUGAUCAAGGGGUUCGAGAUGAUAGAGAUUGUUGUAGAUGUUGAGAACUGCUUGGAGGCAUAUGUUGGUUAUGCUAGUGAUAUCAAUGCUACCAUUGUUGUGUUUAGAGGAACUCAAGAGAACAGGUAUGGAUCCAUAACAUUGGACUAGGAACCCUAAUGUACUCUGUGGAGAAGAUCUGCGAUGAUUCUGGCGAAGACCCAACAUGCAGCAGGUCGGUAACUGGAACCAGCGUGCGAGACCAUAUAUACUAUCUCGGCGUCAGCAUGCAUGCAGAAGACUGGAGCAGCUGCAGAAUCGUCAUGGACUACAGCAAAUUGCAGUAUCAGAUGGACCUCAAAGGUAAUGUCGUAUUGUCGAAGCAACCUGGUUUGUCGAUUGAUAGAGGAUUCAGUGCCCAGUGAACCAGUAUAUGAUGUGUAUAGUACGAUAGUAUCACGAAUCAGGAAUGUGCAGAGCUAGCACUGUACAGAUGUUUCCUCUCAUCUCCCUCGUGAUGCUUGCUGUUGAAUUAUUCCUGCACCAAACAGGAGGGUGGAAGGAGCAUGCAGAUUUGGAGAUGCUUGCUGUAAAUGUGAUUUCGUAACAUACUGUUCACUUUGCAAAUAUGUGUGCCGAUAUUUGACAAAUGCACAUGAAAAUCAAUAAUUCAUCCAAUCAUCCAA
Messenger RNA from Setaria italica (foxtail millet), 1712 nucleotides. Its product is annotated as probable feruloyl esterase A. Lineage: Eukaryota; Viridiplantae; Streptophyta; Magnoliopsida; Poales; Poaceae. The record is from RefSeq and is a predicted model, not a curated record. Gene Ontology annotation, biological process: lipid metabolic process.